Molecule: messenger RNA, 4243 nt
Organism: Odontomachus brunneus
Lineage: Eukaryota; Metazoa; Arthropoda; Insecta; Hymenoptera; Formicidae
Product: GATA-binding factor C-like
Exons: 8
Coding region: 1168-3345 (725 amino acids)
Biological process (GO): cell fate commitment; negative regulation of transcription by RNA polymerase II; positive regulation of transcription by RNA polymerase II
Molecular function (GO): DNA-binding transcription factor activity, RNA polymerase II-specific; RNA polymerase II cis-regulatory region sequence-specific DNA binding; zinc ion binding
Source: RefSeq, a predicted model, not a curated record
AGUAGGUUGGGCCGCUCCGAAUGGGCGUCGUCGCUUUCCAGCGAGCGCGGCCGAGCGCCACCGGAAAUGGCCGAUCGCGCUGGAUUGGGGGGGCUUGUUCGCCGCAGUGUUUUCGUGCGCUUAGUUCCGCGCCGGGUGCCACGUCAGUCGCAUCGACUCGAGUUCGCGCGCGCGCGCGCGAUUUGAAAAAAACUGCAAGAGGACUUUCUCAGCCGCAUCUCCGCUCUCUCGGUCUCUCGUGGCGCCGCGACGGCAGGGAGAGGGAGAGAGAGAAAAGAGAGAGAAAACGUGAACGUCAAGCGGGCGAUCUCGUCGGACGACGAGGGGGACUCUCGUGGAAAACUGACUGCGGAGCGAAUCUCGCGUGUUAUUGCGGCGGCACAAUUGCGGCGGAGGUGAACGAAACAACGGAAGGAAGGACGAACGCGAGUGAGAAGUUUCUCGAGUUCGCGCGCGUUCGCGUACCAGUGAUAGGACAACAUCGUCGCGUCGUCGUCAUCAUAACGUCGUGCGCGCCUCCGGUACUCUCGGACGAUAUCAUCCGGACGUGCGUGAUCGCAGGAAGAUCUCGCAGAAGAGGAGAGGCACAGAGAGAGAGGAGCAGGGAAAGUCCUGUCAAUCUGACCCGCUCUCGCCGCUCUCCCCCACCCGCUCACUCUCUCGCUCACUUGUUCAGUCACCUAUCCACCCAGCCGGCCGCCAGUUCCCGCCGGAGCAAAACUCCAUGAACGCCACGAUGUGCUGUGUGUGUGUACGGUGCAGUGUGUUGGUGCUAACUUAGUGAUAACGAUAUUCCCCCUUCCCCCAACUCCGCGUAACGUACACGAACUAGUCGUCGCGUUAUCAGCCGGGAUUGCCGCCGAGAUAAGGGCGGAGGCAGAAGAAGAAGAAGAAGAAGUAGUAACGUCUCGUGAUCCGCCGAUCAGACCAGGAUUACCUAUGAUCCCGUUGGGCGUCGCGAGGACGACGACGCUCCCGGAAGAGAGGCGCUUUUGGCAGCGGUCCUAAUCUCUCCCCCUGCCCUGCCCUCCCGCGUUGUCUCUCUAUUCCGCCCUCCUUCUGCCCCUCUCUCUUUCUCUCUCCUCCUCCUCCUCCUCCUCCUCCUCCUCCUUUCCCUCCUCCUCGUUCUUCUUCGACGGGCGACGACGCGCCGAGAUCUCGGACACGAUGGACAUGAGCAGCGAGUCGAGCACCGCUCGGUGGUACGAGCCGCCUAGGUCGUCGCUGGAGCCGCCUUCGGGGGGUGCCGGGGUAGCCGGGGUGGUCGGCAACCCCAGCGACUACAGGGGUUACUACCCCCACGCCGGACCGACGGCGCACCACCCCGCGGCCGCACACUACGCCCACACGAGGAUGUCGAGCAGCGGCGUAUCGAGCGGGCCGGUGAGUCAAGUCUGCCGGCCGCACUUUCACGGCUCUGUGCUCCACCCGUGGCUGUCCAGCAGUAGCGCGGACACCUCCAAGACACCCUGGGGAUUCCCGGCGACCACGACGACCACGGGUGGCGGCGUGAGCGACGAGAAGCCGCAGAGCCCGCUGGGGUCGUCGUUGCCGGCGACCACCGGCAGCCUAUCGAGCCACGGUAGCGCAGGACACCACACACUCUUCUCCUUUCCGCCGACACCGCCCAAGGACGCUACGCCCGACAGUAUAACCGCCAGCACGACCUCCAGCACAAACAACAACAACAACUCGACGAGCGCCAACAACAACAACAACAGCGGCAACCCCUUGUCCGGUCUGGGCGGCGGUGCCAGCGAGUACCAAGCGGCGGUGGCGCACGUGGCGGCAAUGGGCGCCUUCAUGCACCACCAGGACGCACUGGGCGCGUCCGGUGCCGGUUCCUGCGACAUCAAGCCGACAGUGAUGCUCGGCCACCAUCACGGGGCACCCUCGCCGCCACACCAGCAGCACAACGGCACCAACAACGGCAGCAACGGCCCCACCGGCACCAACGGCUCGUCCGGCCAGGUGAAGCAGCGAGAAGGUAAUAACCAGUCCGGCAAUGUCACGGCCGGCAGCCAACAGGCGAGCGCCACGCAACAGCAGCAGCAACAACAGCAGCAGGACGCGUAUCAGAGCAACAACGGCGUGCCUGCCGGCGGCGGUGGUGGCGGCGGCGGCGGUGGCGGCGGUGGCGGUGGUAGCGGAGGCGGUGGCACUGGUGGCGGCGGCGGUGGUGGUGGCGGCGCGGUGUCACCCUGCAGAGAGAGCUACGCGGCCGUGGCUGCAGCCGCGGCAGCAGCCGCGGCGUCCAACAGCCACCAUGCCACUUCCGGCUCGCAGUACGACCCGGCCGCGUCCGCGUACAACAUGUACCAGCACCUGCAGUAUCCCACCGCCACCCACCAUCACCAUCAUCAUCAUCAUCACGGUGUCGCCGCCGCGUCGUCCUCCUCGUCGUCGUCCGCCGCCGCAGCAGCGGCCGCCGCCGCGUCGUCCCACAAUCCGCACAACGGCAGUGCGGUCGCCGGUAUUUUCGGUCACCACGCCGCCGGUGCCGCCGGUAACGCGACCGGCGUAACCGGCGUCGGAGGCGCCGACACGAAGCUGUUAGUCGGUCACGCGGCCGCGCACGGGAACACGCCGGGCUCGCCGUCCGCGCAGCAGCAGCAGCAGCAAAAGCCGAGGAACAAGUCGAGGACGUCCGCCGAGGGUCGCGAGUGCGUCAACUGCGGCGCCACCUCGACACCCCUCUGGAGACGGGACGGCACCGGCCAUUACCUCUGCAACGCCUGCGGCCUUUACUACAAGAUGAACGGCCAGAAUCGACCUCUCAUCAAGCCGAAACGACGCCUUUCGCUGCAGAGUGCGGCGAGGCGGGCGGGCACCAGCUGCGCCAACUGCAAGACGGCGACCACGACCCUCUGGCGGAGGAACCAGGCCGGCGAGCCGGUCUGCAACGCUUGCGGGCUUUACUACAAGUUGCACAACGUGAACCGGCCGCUGACGAUGAAGAAGGAGGGCAUUCAGACGAGAAACAGGAAGCUCUCGUCAAAGAGCAAGAAGAAGAAGAACGGCGGCUGCCUAGGCCUGGGUGUCAUGGGAGACAUGAUCAAGGCCAGUGGACAUCUCGAUCUCGAUAACAAAUCCUUCCACUCCGGCUUCGGAGCGCCGAUGGGUACGUCGCAGCAUCAUCACACGAUGCAUCCGGCGAUGCAGCAUUACAUGUAUCACACGGGUGUCGGCGUGGCCGGAGGUCUUCAUCAAGGAUUUGCGCCACCGGCGCCGCCCCCCAUCCACCCGCACUCACAUUCGCAUUCCCAUUCUCAUCACAUGCCGAGCCUUCAGGGUCUGCAGCUGACGACGAACGCAAUGAGCGGCUGGCGAUCGGAGUACACAUGAAUCGCGAGUGACUAGCAGCUCAGGACGCAGCCCACCACUCCCCCGUUGUAAUGUAAUAAUAAUAAAAAAGAGAAAAGAAAAAGAAAAACCGAAAAAAAGACGAGAAAAAACGCGAAGGGAGGCGCAACGGAAUAAAGCGACGACGACGACAACACAGCAGCAGCAGCAGCAGCAGCAGCAGCAACAACAACAAGCGAACUGAACGCUCCUCUUCUCUUUCUCGCGGGCCUCCUUUUUUAAUUAGGUAAGAGAGCACGAUCGAUCACUGACGACACACGAAAAAUCCCGACGCGCGCGCGGUUUUAUCCCCUCAAGACCCGGACGCGUCGACCGUGGGCCGAUCCUGAUCGGUCGCACGGUCGUCUCACGCAACGGAGCGAGAUAGCGCGUCGUCCGUCGGAUCUCUCUUAUAUAAGUGGAAGAAGCUCCUGUAAAUAUGUAAAGUUUCAUGUCGGGGCCCGUCGGAGUCCCGGCUCCAAGUACAAACAAAGUCAGCUACUAUGUCGAGUCUUAUAUAUGAGAUACGCGUAUAUAGCAUGUAAAUAAAUAUUAAUUAUAUAGACACAAGAAUUUAUAUGUAAUUACGUGUGCGCGUGGACGGGCGAAUGCGAGGACGCGUGUGCGUGCUUGCGUGAGUGAGUGAGUGAGUGCGCGAGUGAAUGUGAAGGCGCGCGUGCGUGCGUGUGUAUGUGUCCGUAAGACGCCCGCAGAGCGACGACCUUCUUUUAGGUAGCUCCUGCUCAUCUCGGAGGAUGCUGGGCGAGAGCGGCCACCGCGGCGCAGUGCGAGUACCUCGCGUGGUCAUUCGGCAAGGAACUUGCGCCCGGAGAUCGCCCGGAAUCGAUUCCGGGAUGAAAGGGAGAACGAGAGAGAGAGCGAGAGAGAGAGAGAGAGAGAG